Periconia digitata is the source of this 1586-nucleotide messenger RNA. The record is from the annotation of a GenBank genome assembly. Lineage: Eukaryota; Fungi; Ascomycota; Dothideomycetes; Pleosporales; Periconiaceae.
GAUUGUCCACCGUACCAACCGCGAAAAUGCAAGCCGCCAUUUUAUACACAAUUUCUUUCGCGUCUGCACUGGGCUUCCUCCUAGCAUGGCGCCUCUCGCAACUACUAACAACUUAUGCCCGGAGGCGAUUCUUUUCGCUUCUCUCAAAGUGGGCAGUCUAUACCCUUGUGUGGCCGAGACUGCGAGGCAGCUCAGAUAUAAGUAUAGCUGCAGCGGCUACCGUGGUGUUCCUUGUAACAGGCAACGUGGUCGGGUCAACGCUCGCCAUCCAAGGACGAGCAGCACUUUCACUGCGAUUAGCCAGGCUGUGCGCCAUCAAUUCAGUGCCUCUUUUUCUUGGUGGGCGAACUAAUUACAUUCUCGAUAAACUCUUUCGAUUUUCCGCCAAACAUAGCUAUCUCCUACAUCGCUGGGUUGGUAGAAUUUCAAUUGUCCAAGGGAUUAUACAUGCCGUCUUGAGCAUGGUACAAUCCCAAUUUGAUCUCGGAAAGAUCGAGCUUGCACUGCUUGUUGUGUCGAGCGUAAUUAUCGUGUUCUCGUUACUAUUCAUACGCCGACGGGUUUACGAAAUAUUCCUGGGGACCCAUUCGCUUGCUUCGAUGGCCUUGCUAGUGCUUUUGUGGCUACAUACCGACAAGCGCAAUAUCCUAAUACUAUGCUGCCUGUCCAUUGGGUCCGGUUUGAAUUUUAUGCAGAAAAUAAUCUGGCUGUCCUGCUUGAUCUACCAGAAUAUGGGUGCUGGUCCACCUUGUGAGGCCUCAGUACUCCAAUUAGACAACCAAAUCUUGCAAGUGAUUAUAAAGCUAAAGCGUCCUAUCACGGUAGAGUCUGGCCAAUAUAUCUACCUAUCAAUACCUGGCUUGAGAAGCCUUGGCAUGAGUAUUUUCGAGUGGCAUCCAUACAUGGUCGCAUGGUCGAAUGUGGAUGACGCCGCCGAUAACAGUCGCUCUAUGACUAUCGUUUUAUUCAUCCAACCUCGUCGUGGGCUUACAAAAGAACUAGGUAACAUGCACCAAGAGCAUGGUUCAAAGUCUAGGUGGAUGAAGGCUAUUGUUGAUGGGCCCUAUGGCAGUAGCGAUCUUUGCUCCUUAGGAGACUACGACAAGGUACUUUUUAUGGCGGAUGGGAUUGGGAUCGCUGCACACCUACUUUCGAUACGUAGCCUGCUACUUGCACACAACGAUAGAACAGCCCGAGUACGACGCAUAUCGUUAGUGUGGCUGGUUGAGUCCAAAGACCAGACUAGAUGGGCUCUUGAGUUCUUGCACCGGUUGCAUGAUACGGACACAUUGCAAAUCCUUAACAUAUAUCUUCUUCUACCAGAUGAAAAUGAAGGAGCUUCCGUUGGGCAGCAAGUCCAAUUUAACACAGGCAAAGACCGUAUAUAUACCGACACGUCUAAGCUGGACGUAGAAUUCUGGAUUAGGGAGGAAUGGAAAGCUGAAGCAGGUAAUAUGCUAGUUACAAUGUGCGGUAGUCCUCAGUUUGAGGUCCUUAUCAGAAAGGCGGUAUGUUUGAGUGGCUACGAUAUCGCACUCCGUGCCAAUGAAUUCCAGCCAGACCUGGGAUAUUCAACGUUGUCAUAG